Molecule: messenger RNA, 801 nt
Organism: Penicillium waksmanii
Lineage: Eukaryota; Fungi; Ascomycota; Eurotiomycetes; Eurotiales; Aspergillaceae
Product: putative O-methyltransferase
Exons: 3
Coding region: 1-801 (266 amino acids)
Molecular function (GO): O-methyltransferase activity
Source: RefSeq, a predicted model, not a curated record
AUGCCCCCACCGGAAGCUCAGCUUGCUCCUUCCCUUCUACUCAGAGCAUCACUAGUACCCAACUCUCGAAAAUGCCCCCCCUCAAAUCUCCAAGACGUGUUCUCCCAGCGAGCCGAUGAGCUCCGCGAAUACAUCUUCACCCAGCCAGCCUCCACCUUCACCCACAAUCCCUGGGCCCUAGCCAACGCAAUCGACACCUUCGCCGCCGAAAAGGGCCACAUGAUGAUCUUCAAAGACAAGAAACUCGACGCAGCUCGCGCCCAGCUAGAAGCGCAGCAUCCCGCGCCCCGCACAAUCCUAGAAUUCGGCACGUUCGUGGGCAAAUCGGCAAUUGCAUGGGGAGCUAUCCUCCGCGAUAUCCACAGCGAGAAUGUCCCCGCAGACGUGAACGUAUACACCUUCGAGUUUAACCCCAAAAUGGUCGCCCUGUCGCGGGAUCUCAUCGAGUUGGCCGGUAUCGCAGAUGUGGUGCAUGUCCUGGAGGGACCUGGCUCGGACUCUUUGAAAAAAUUGCAUACUGAUGGGAUAGUCACGAGUGUUGAUAUGGCGUUCUUUGAUCACUGGGAGAAAUUCUAUCUCCCGGAUCUGCAGCUAAUCGAGGAUUUGGGGCUCUGGAGGUUGGGCUCGCUGGCGAUUGCGGAUAAUACGGACUUCCCUGGUGCGCCGGAUUACUUGCGGUAUGUUAAGGAUGGUGGGGAGGGGUUUGAAGGGUCGGUGAAAUAUGAGAGUACUUCGUUUGAAACGGAGAGUAAGCAAGGCAAGCCGAGUAUCGUCGAAGUUAGCAAGAUUGUGGCUAUUUAA